Lachnellula hyalina is the source of this 1638-nucleotide messenger RNA. RefSeq names its product Pyridoxamine 5'-phosphate oxidase family protein (gene ustO). The coding region runs from base 1 to 1638 and encodes 545 amino acids. The transcript has 2 exons. NCBI's taxonomy places the organism in Eukaryota, Fungi, Ascomycota, Leotiomycetes, Helotiales, Lachnaceae. The record is from RefSeq and is a predicted model, not a curated record.
AUGAUGUCUUCUUCCUCCAACAAGAAGAAAGUCCGCUACACGGAGAGUACCAUGGGAAAGUCAUCCAACCCACACUCCAAAGGCCAUUCCCACAAAAGCAGCCGUGAUUCGGGCGUUGGCUCUUCCUCCGCCUCAGACCGAGCCUCUGUCGGCGGCACCACCGAAGCCCCAUUCAACUCUCAGGAGAUCCAAUACCAACGACACAACCCUACUGCAUUGGCCGAAGCCCUUGAUGCAGCCAAUGAGAAAAUCCGCGAGUUAUUCGAACAAACCGAACACCUUCAACGUCUGCUCAAGGACAGCAACAAGGAGAAACGAUCCCUGAAAGGAGAAAAGAACGACCUACUCAUAGAAGUCGAAGAUCUAGGCCAUGAACUCAAGGAAGAGAAACGCGCGCACGAUAAGCUACGCAAAGAAUCCGGCCAGCGUGUAGCUACUUCCAACUCCAGCUCCACGAGACGCAGUACACCUCCAUCAUCCCACAGACGAAGGGACGACGAGCGAUCUCAAGGAAGCGGAAGUUAUCACGAAGAGGCCCGCCGAUACAUCGUCCCUCAACCACCGCCAAGCAACGCACCGAAUCCUUUCAUCCCGCUGAAUGAACGCCCUUCUGCUCCGUCGGGCGUGGUUUAUGCACCUCCAACAACAACAAUCAGUUACUCUCCAACGGCCGUAGCGUAUUCCUCUGCGCCGGCGUUUUCUUCAAGGCCCGCAGGCUCAAGAGCGUCGGGCGGAUCGCAUGGAACUUCAAAUGAUGGGAAUUAUCACUCUUAUCCUGUCUUGCUCUUCUCAGAGUCCAGGCCGCAGAUAUAUAUCAAUCCUGCAGCUUCAAUCAACACCAGUCAAACAACAUCACGACAUUACAACCCCGCAUCUACCUCCAAAAUGCCAAAAUUCUACGAUAGCAUCUCCCCAGACCUAGCUGACUGGGCCCUCUCCCAACCCCUCUUCUUCACAGCCUCUGCCCCCUACACAGGGAAACACAUCAACAUAUCCCCCAAAGGCCUGCCCUCCUCCACCUUCACGAUCUUCUCGCCCACCUCCUGCGCCUACAUCGACGCCACGGGCUCCGGCGCCGAGACAAUCUCGCACAUUUACGAAAACGGCCGCAUAACAAUCAUGUUCUGCAGCUUCGGCGCCUCGCCGCGGAUCAUGCGCUUUUUCUGUACCGGCAGGGUAGUCGAGUGGGACCAGGCUGAGUUUGAAAGCUUGCUGGGACGCAUGGGGAAGAAGAGGGUGGAUGGGGCGCGCGCUGUCAUCAUGCUGACUGUCUGGAAAGUGCAGACGUCGUGCGGGUACGGCGUGCCGCGGAUAAGGGAGGGUGAGAUGGAUGUGGAGAAGGGGAAGGAGGAGGAUGCAUUUCAAGACCGGGAUACGCUUGGCCACUGGGCGGGGAAGAAGGUGGAGAGGAAUGAGAUGGGUGAGUAUCAGAUGAAGAAUAAUGCAAGGAAUUUGGAUGGAUUGCCUGGCCUUAGGACCGCGAGACGGGAUGCGGGAGAGAGGUUUUGGGUUGAGGAUGCGAGGGCGAAGGUUGGCUUGAUUGUGAGUCAGAAGGAGGCUCUUGCAUCGGGUGUGUUUAUUGGUAUUUUGAUAGCGUUGUUGGGUGGGCUUUUGCAAGCGUUUGUUGUAGGACUUUAA